GCAGUACCGUGCGUCGCAGUAGAGGUAUUCGCGUGGUAACGUCGUAGCAAACUGUCCCUAAGGCCAACUCCGAAAAUAGAACUCAGAGCACUGACGGUGUUGAAGGCAAUAGGCUAUCCCACUGGCACAACACAAACAAAAACAAAACCACCUUUGAGUGCCGAUUUCACAGUUGACUUAACAAGGAGUAGCCAUGGAGCAUGAAGAAUUGCACCGUUUUGCAAGGAAAAAGCGAAGGACUCGCCUCUGCCUAAUCAUGGGUCUCUGUGCAGUACUUUCACUUGUCGUUAUCCUCGCUAUUUCUCUGGGAGUAGUGAACAGUCACGUACUGUCUAGUUCUAGCACAUCGAGUGAAAGCCUAAAAAAAACGAUUAUUGACAAAUGUGAAGCAUUUAUACAGAACAACAAAUCUUCAAGUGCAAACAACUGUCAAAAGAUAUGGAGUGCAUUUCAGCAAGCAUUCGUGGGGAGGGACCCAUGUAAUGUACCGAUGGAGGCCUAUGACCCCCUUAUCCAUACUGUGAUCCAGGAUCCUGUCUGUAACAGGAUGUUGUUCUGGAGCAAAACAAAGAAAAUAGUGCACGACUUCACAGAGAAGCGAGAUUGCUUCUUGACCCUCGAGGACACGCUACUCGGCUUCAUCAUGAAUGGACUGACCUGGUGUGGCAAGGAGGAGAGCAAUGAAACGUUCACCACAGGGUGCCCAGGCUGGACAGACUGUGUCAACAACACAGUUCGUUCAUUCUGGAAUCGGGCCUCAGCAGCAUUUGCAGAUGCCGCAUGUGGUGAUGUCACAGCCAUGCUGAAUGGAUCUAUUGCCACUCCUUUCAGCCCCACCAGUAUUUUUGCCACCAUUGAGGUGAAAAGGUUCAAAGCUGCCAAAAUUAAGAGCCUGAGUGUUGUCCUGGUGACCAAGGAGAAUAAGGGGACAACCUGUGAUGAUCCCUCCUUACAGGACCUACAGAAAGAGAUAGAUCCAAAACUCAAGUAUAAUUGCAAGGCGGUUCCUGAGUCUAAGAUCCAGUACUGCAUUUCCCACCCAGACACAGCUUGUGGCGCCUGCUGGUAAUACUGUCCAAUCAGCAGUGACCAAGGCGUGGUCGUCAAGAGUAUAAAUGGAUAUUAUUCCAUCAUGGAACCAUGAACUAAUAUUUGAAGUGUCAUCAAGCAGCCCCAGGCAUAGCUUCCAUUCGGCAUAGCUUCCAUUCUUUACAGAAGUUCUUACAAUUUAAUCAUUUCCAUAGUAUCUACUUUUAUCUUAAAUAACAAUUGCACCCUUUAGCAACCUAAUUUUCAUUAUCUCCAGCACAAUAGAACAGCGAUACCAUAGGGGAACCAUUUUCAUGGGAUGGUUCUUUGAAGAACCAUACAAAAAUUCAAAUCCAAAAAUGUUUCGGCCCUCUAGGACCAGAAUUUAAAAGCCCUGCUGUAGGUUUUUAAGCCUUAUUUGCAUAUUUCCCCACAUUAACUUUAGAGUUACCCAUGAAUGUGUUUGCUAGUGACAGAGAGAUGGCUGUUAUAAUAAUUUAUUUUCAGUCAUGUGGCCUUCAACAACUGAGAUCCUAAGUCAGUGGUCACUAACCAGUCAGUCAUCAAAUGGUUAAUCUCCAAGGCAUUUCUAGUCGAUCCUGAUUUUUGCAUUGUGCUGUUGGUGGUAGGUGCAUCCGAUUCAGCUGCCCUGUGUGCCGGGUAGGUGGAGUGUUGCAAUUUAGCACCAUUUAAUGUGUCCAAAGGUACAAAUCCGACUUCCCGGCGGGCCCAGAGAGCAAAUUAAGUGCACUAUAAGCCUAACGCUGGUCAAUUGGAUUUCUCAGAUUUGUCUGCAGCAACAUAGCAGGUGUAAAAAAAAAAAUGCUACAGCGAAGUUGAUACUGUGAGAUUUCAAAUCAUGACUAGAGUGAGACUGUCAUUGAAUACAGCAAAUACAGUUGAAGUCGGAAGUUUACAUCCACUCAGGUUGGAGUCAUUAAAACUCAUUUUUCAACCAC
Molecule: messenger RNA, 1988 nt
Organism: Salvelinus namaycush (lake trout)
Lineage: Eukaryota; Metazoa; Chordata; Actinopteri; Salmoniformes; Salmonidae
Product: ADP-ribosyl cyclase/cyclic ADP-ribose hydrolase 1-like
Exons: 8
Coding region: 194-1069 (291 amino acids)
Biological process (GO): positive regulation of B cell proliferation
Cellular component (GO): plasma membrane
Molecular function (GO): NAD+ nucleosidase activity; phosphorus-oxygen lyase activity
Source: RefSeq, a predicted model, not a curated record